AUGUCGCUCAAAAACUUCGUCUUCUGCUUUGUUGCUAUUGCAUUCUUAGGUGCAAGCUUGGUUCAAAGUUCAAUCACCUAUGUUGCCAAUUGGCAAAUCCCUUACCCAGGCUCAUUAGAUAGUCGUGCAAUUUACCUCGUUGGCGAUCCAAACUCAUACGAAAUCUUCCCAACAAAUUAUGGUAGCGGUCAACAAUCUGAUGCACAAUGUGAAAAGUUGUUAAACAAUCAACCAGGUCAUUAUACCGGCCCAUGUGAAACAAGCAUUGCCGCUCAUGAUCAAUCAUUCAACAUUCAAUGCACUGCAGACCGUAAAAAUGCAGCUUCUGUUGUCUUCUUCAAGGAUGGAGGCUCAACCGAUCAUCAAGCAAGUAUCGUUACCGCCGGUAAUAUCUAUGGUGGUUUUACAAACGAAAAGUCUGGUCAACCUUUACGUCAAAGUUCGACAAAAGUAAUUAUCGGUCAAGGUGAUCGUAUCAGCGUUGUGCUCAACUGUGGUAGCAGUGAUCGCGCAAGCUAUGGUACCCGUUAA
Molecule: messenger RNA, 531 nt
Organism: Meira miltonrushii
Lineage: Eukaryota; Fungi; Basidiomycota; Exobasidiomycetes; Exobasidiales; Brachybasidiaceae
Exons: 1
Coding region: 1-531 (176 amino acids)
Source: RefSeq, a predicted model, not a curated record